AUGCUGCAUCACCUGGCGAUCGCGCCGCCGCUCCACACCCAGCCCCUGGCGCGCCGCCUGAUGCAAUCCGACAGCAGCAGCGCCGAAGGCGAGGGCGCCUCAGAGUCGGGGCCGCUUCAGCAGCAGCAGCAGCAGCAGGAUGCACAGGUGCAGGGGCAGCCCCCAGAGGCGCAGAUGCGUGCCGGCUUUGGUGCCAAGCUCCUGGCGUCGUCGGCCGCCAGUGUUCUGGGGGGCAUGCUGCCGAGCGAGUGGGACUACAAGAUCGUCGGCGGCAAGACAGCGCCCCCCGCACGGUUCAAGUGGUUCUGCAGCAUGAGGUCUGCAACAACGGACUUCCAUUUCUGUGGCUGCUCCCUCAUCGCGCCAAACGUCGUGCUCACGGCCGCCCACUGCCUGGACCAGGCUAGCAACGCCCUCAAGUAUCCCAUGAUCGAGGUUGGGAGGUACUUCCGCACCGCAGCCAACAGCACGGCGGCCUCCCUCAUCGACAACAACUACGACCGGGCGCGCUGCACGCGAUCGGUGGUCCACGCGGGCUGGACGCCCUCGACAGCGCGCAAUGACAUUGCGCUGUGCUUCUUCAACGGCGCGUCCAGGUUCACCCCUGUGCGGCUCGCGCAGGCCGGCAACGACACGCUGCCUGACGGCACGCCUCUGACGGUGAUUGGCUUCGGUCUAACCAAGGAGGGCGGCACCGCGUCCGAGUCGCUGAUGAUGACCAACGUUGACGUCAUCAGCCCCGCCGGGUGCAACAUCAGCUACGCGGGCAUGCUGGGCGACGCGCAGGCGCAGAUCUGUGCAGGCGUGCCCUCGGGCGGCGCCGACGCCUGCCAGGGCGACAGCGGCGGCCCCCUCUUCGCGCCCGCCGCCGCGGCCGGCGGCGCCGCCGCGGCGGACACCCAGUUUGGGGUCGUCUCGUUCGGCAGCGGCUGCGGCCGCAAGGGCUUCCCGGGGGUAUACACUGACGUGCGGGCCUACGGGGGCUGGAUCCAGCAGCAGAUUGCGCUCGCCGCAGGCGGCGCGGACACGCCCGCGGACGCCACCACAGUCACGACCUCAAGCAGGCCCCAAACUGCGACGGCGCCGGGGCAGGCGGCAGCCGGCGGCGGCGCGUGCGGCUGCACGGCGACGGGGGUCAGCGGCGGCGUGGAUGUGGGCAAGGCGGAUUGCGCGCAGCACGGACUGGACUACGGCGAUGACUCAUACUUCUGCUAUGUGAACACGCCCGCCGACUGCGCGCCCGCGACGGCAUCGACCGCCUACCCAGGUGCUGCCUGGAUCGCGUGCGCGCCGGCCGCGGCCGCGCGGGCGGCGCCGCUGGGGGCGGGCACGCCGACCACAGCAGCCACAGCGGCGGCGGCGGCGCCGGCUGCGCAGCGCGGCGUGCGGGCUGGCGCGCUGCUCAAGGGGUGGCAGAGGCUGGGGCGUUGA
Molecule: messenger RNA, 1431 nt
Organism: Monoraphidium neglectum
Lineage: Eukaryota; Viridiplantae; Chlorophyta; Chlorophyceae; Sphaeropleales; Selenastraceae
Product: trypsin
Exons: 6
Coding region: 1-1431 (476 amino acids)
Biological process (GO): proteolysis
Molecular function (GO): serine-type endopeptidase activity
Source: RefSeq, a predicted model, not a curated record